UUAACAUUGGUGUCAGGCAAACUCUGAAGAGCAUCUGUUGUGUUAUCGUCUGCUGAAAGUGGAGCAAAAUGAAAUACACGAGUACACGGGGUGAAUUGACCGACGUGAGCUUUGAGGAGGUCAUCUUCUCUGGCUAUGCCCCAGAUGGUGGCCUUUUCAUGCCUGAAGAAAUCCCAAGCCUUACCUUGGCCACACUGAGGACGUGGAGCACUUACAGUUACCCACAGCUGGUCGAGGAGAUUUGCUCACUCUUCAUUUCCAGAGAAGACUUGCCAAGGGAAGAUUUAAGCGACCUGAUCAGCCAGGCCUUCCAGAGAUUUCAACACAAGGACAUUGUGGAAUUAGCCAGACUGAAAAACGGGCUGAACGUUCUGGAGCUAUGGCACGGUGUUACCUAUGCCUUUAAGGACCUCGCAAUGUCUUGCGUUGGACAGCUGCUCCAGUAUUUCCUGAGGAAGAGGAAGAAACGCAUCACCAUUGUAGUAGGAACAGCAGGAGACACUGGCAGCUCUGCCAUUGAGAGUAUCCGGGGCAUGGACAACAUGAACAUCAUCGUGUUGCUGCCACAUGGUCGCUGUAGUCCAAUUCAAGAGUUGCAGAUGACGACCGUUAUUGAAGAUAAUGUCCAUGUGUUUGCAGCUGAUGGCACAAGUGAUGAGCUGGACGAGCCAAUCCGGAAUGUGUUUACUGACACUGAGUUUGUGAAGAGACACAACAUAAUGAGCUUAAACUCCAUCAAUUGGGCCCGCGUCAUGGUGCAGAUCGCACACUAUUUCUAUGCAUACUUUCACUGUAGCUCUUCAACGAAGGAGACUCCACUUCCUUUGGUAGAGAUUGUUGUACCAACAGGAGCAGCAGGCAACAUCACAGCUGGAUACAUUGCUCAGAUGAUGGGUCUCCCAAUUCGAUUAGUCGCUGUUGUCAACGAAAAUGAUAUAAUUCACAGAACCAUUCAGAAUGGUGACUUCUCAUUGGCCGAUUCAAUUAAGCCUUCCUUGGCACCGUCCAUUGACAUCCAGGAACCAUACAACAUGGAGAGAAUAUUCUGGCUGUUGUCGGAAAAGGAUAGCACCUUGAUAAAAAUGAUAAUGGGAGAAUUCCAGAAACUGGGCAAAGCCAGUGUGCCAGAAGUCUUGUCCACAAAGCUGUCGCAAGCUUUCAGUUCAUUCACUGUGAAUGAUGAGAAUGUGAUUGAAACGAUGCUCCGCUGUUGGAAUGAGAAUCAGUAUCUGCUGUGUCCUCACUCUGCUGUCGCUGUCACCUACCAUUAUCUGCAAUCAGAACUGGGCACAAACAGCACCCCUAGAUGUUGCCUAGCGACCGCUGCUGCUGCUAAGUUUCCAGAGGCUGUACUGAAGGCUGGACUAACUCCAGAAAUUCCACCUGAGAUCCGUGCUUUGGAGACCAUGGAAACACGCUGUAUGGCCAUGAAGAGAGGAGAAGACUGGGAAAAGAUUCUCUACCAUAAAAUCGAGGAAAUUAAUGCACGCAGAGGAACAUGAAUGUCUUCCCAGAAUCAAACAUAUAAAUAGCCUUGGUUUCACCACA
Messenger RNA from Carcharodon carcharias (great white shark), 1548 nucleotides. RefSeq names its product threonine synthase-like 2 (gene thnsl2). Lineage: Eukaryota; Metazoa; Chordata; Chondrichthyes; Lamniformes; Lamnidae. The coding region runs from base 69 to 1502 and encodes 477 amino acids. The transcript is spliced from 9 exons. The record is from RefSeq and is a predicted model, not a curated record. Gene Ontology annotation, molecular function: pyridoxal phosphate binding. Gene Ontology annotation, biological process: 2-oxobutyrate biosynthetic process; dephosphorylation.